UCUAGAACUGAAAAGUCAGCAACUGAUCAUAGUGGAGGCAUGUCGUACAUUCCACCGCACAAGAGGCACACGAAGGCUUCGCCGUCGCCGAAACCAACUCCGGCACCGGAAUCCCUGAUACCUGCCUUUAGAAAAAACCUGAAUUUCAUGUCGUUUGGGGAGCACAAGAGAAAGGAAAAGUAUUUGAACGAGAUCCGUUAUGCUCAUGAUGCAGUUAGGAAAUGGUUCCCUAUUUGUUUGACUGAUGAUUCUCACUUUUCAUCUCUUGUGAAGCUCGAACCUGUUUCUGUGGACCGAAAAUCAGGCGAAAAACCUCUUUCUUUUGUCCUAGUGCAAGGUUGCAGUGAAGGAACAAAUGAGCUUAUGGAUGAGCCAUGGCGUUUGGUGGCUAAAAGUGUGAUGAAGGACUUGCUUUUGUCAUUUCAACGUGUGAAAUGUGAAAUGGAGGAAUCUAAUAUGGAACAAUUAAAGCCUGCUCUAGUUGCUCGUUUUGGAAGAAUUCUCUUUUAUGGGAUUUCUGCAAAUAGUCAAGAAUCCCUGAAUAGUAACCCAUUGGGUGAAGCGAUGUUGAGGCAAAUGAAAAAAUCUUUCUAUACGAAUGUUCCUCUUUCAUAUAUGGAAUAUAUAGGAAACCUUGCAGUUGAGAAACUUGGCUUAGAAUAUGUGGAGGAGAAGGAAUUAUACUACGUUAAGCUUUCAGACAACGUGCGCUCUGAUUUAACUGUCACCUGCAAAUGCACGGUGGUCAAGGAUCAGGAGAAAAUUCAGCUCCAUAAGAUUGAGGUGAACGGAGUACGCAACAUGGUUGAAGACAUGAGCUGUCUUGGAAAAAGUUUAGACCUGAGGUUGAUGUUGUUUACCAAGAGAAUCAUGACGGCUUUAUCUGAUGAGGAGAUCAAUGGAAUUAAAAAUCUUAUUGGUUCUGCCGUUAUGGACUCAGAAGUUAAGGGUGGGUUGAGAUGGCCCUUUGGCAAGGAUUAUUCAGGGAGUCAAUAUGCUGUUAUCGGUGUCUGGCACACAACUGCAAAAUCAUAUGGAAAUUCGUUAAUUAGGUUUAAGCUUCGACAUGCAGAUCGAUUUGAUUUCAGAUCUUCAACUGGUGAGGUUGCACAGGAAGCUAACCUGAAAAUGCCUGGGAUUGUAUCCCAAUUGUGGAAGCAAGCGAUUGAUGAAAACCUGGUGCUUAAAAUGCUUGAAGACAACUUGAGGUUAAUCUGGGAUCACUGUUUGACUGAUGGUUCUUCAAGCUGACCAUGAUUCGUAUUUCGUGGUCCUUCACUUUCUUUUUGUAAAAAGAUCUGCAGAAACUGCUCGAAUCACAAGCUAUGUUCGGUUGGUGAAGAAAGUUGACCUUUUUUGCACUAUGUAGUUUGUGUAUGGAAUGAAAUGAGCCAAGGCCUCUGAUUUUAGCGGUAUCAGUAAGGAACACUAGAUGAGAUUGUAAAUAGUUCUGUCGUGUAAUGGAUCAAACUUGUUAUUUGCACGUAC
This is a messenger RNA of Solanum dulcamara, 1488 nucleotides long. RefSeq lists its product as uncharacterized. Bases 40 to 1251 code for a protein of 403 amino acids. The record is from RefSeq and is a predicted model, not a curated record. Lineage: Eukaryota; Viridiplantae; Streptophyta; Magnoliopsida; Solanales; Solanaceae. The transcript is spliced from 7 exons.